AUGAUCCAGAUCAAUAUGGCCGUUCGCCAAACAGGCUUCCACCUGAGCGCCGCGGUGAUCCCGCCGCACUCUGGCGCCACUGCCAACAACGUGCUGAACGCGGCGCUGCAGACGGUGUUCAACGUGGCCGUCACCUUCGACCGCUGCCGCAUCACCUCCUGCAGCUGCACCUGCCGUCGCGCCUCCCCCAGCGCCAGCACGACCUGGUGCGCCCACGUCGUCGCCGUCUGUCUGCAGCGCAUCCACCAGCCCCAUUCAGCCAUGCUGCGCGCCUCUCUCUCCGAGUCCCUCGAGCGUCUCAGUCUGUACCAGCUGCGCAAGUUUGCCCAGUACUUCAUCAGUGAGCUCCCUCGGCAGGUUCUGCCGACGGCGCAGCAGCUGCUGGACCAGCUGCUGAUCAGCGCCUCCAGCAUCAACGGCACGCACGGCGCCCCCGACCCCACCGCCGGGCCCUCGGCGCACGACCACAGCAGCUGGUGCCUCAACGAGGACGGCCUGCACGAGAACAUCCGCAACCUGCUCGUCAAGUUCUGCGUGCCCACGCCCCUCGUCUGCAGCGACGUCAACUUCCUCUCCACCUACGCGCCGCCGGCCGCCUCCGAGUGGAGCAACCUCCUCAAGCAGUUCCGCGGCCGCGAGCCGGAAGGCAUGUGGAACCUGCUCUCCAUCAUCCGCGAGAUGUUCCGCCGCGGCGACAACAACGCCGUCCCGCUCACCAUCGUCACCGAGGAGUGUCUGGCCUGCGAGCAGGUGGUGCUACAACGCCAGGCUUGGACCGUCUGGUGAUCCCUUUGGAGUUGCGCCUGUGUUUGCUGGGAGAGGAUGUGCCCUGCGCGGUGGCUGAAGAGGGCGGUCGCGUCACAAUUACCAUUCCGUUCGAUAUAAAUCAACA
Messenger RNA from Paramacrobiotus metropolitanus, 892 nucleotides. RefSeq names its product zinc finger SWIM domain-containing protein 8-like. Bases 1 to 786 code for a protein of 261 amino acids. Lineage: Eukaryota; Metazoa; Tardigrada; Eutardigrada; Parachela; Macrobiotidae. The transcript has 6 exons. Gene Ontology annotation, cellular component: Cul2-RING ubiquitin ligase complex. The record is from RefSeq and is a predicted model, not a curated record. Gene Ontology annotation, molecular function: zinc ion binding.